AUGCACGAAGAUGUCGAAGAAGAUGAUGAAAGACCGGGACAAAGUGCUGAGUAUUCAACACCCAGGGUGUGCGAGGCCAAGUCAAUCUUUUACGAUGACGUGUUGACGAAAGUCUUGGAGCAUGUCCAUCCGCUCUGUCUUCUCCCAUGUGCAUGCUUGAACCGAAGCCUUCACAGGAUCGUAUCCAGCAUCAAGCAGACUGUCACUUACCUUGAUGUCGGAUCGUUCCUGUGCUCCAACAACGAUCUGCCGUGCGAGUGGGGUAGGGCAAGGCUCACCUGGCAGCUGGGCCAAACGAACAACAUGAUCUCGGACAGGAGCUUGGGGUUGAUCCUCUCACAUUUCCCUCACGUCAAGCAUCUCAGCCUGCGACAAUGUCUGCUUGUUCAAGAUCCGGAUCCCCAGCAGACUGAGAGAGCAGGAGGAGGAUUUUUUGACAUGCUGGUAGAUAAGAUGCCUACUUCACUAGCCUCGCUCGACAUUUCUUUCUGCCAUCUCCUUCAAGGGAGUCGAUUCGGCUUGAGACUGCCAGCCAACUUGAGGCACCUGACUGCACGAUACCUGGAGUGCGACAGUUUCAAGGAUCUGAUGCAUGCCAGCAGAUAUCUGUCCCUUGCUUCGUUCGACAUCUACGGCAGCCGCUCUAAGCAAAGCAUGUACACCUACGACAACGCACUCCUCGAUGCGAUCUGUACAAAAGGAGACUUGAGGGUCUUGCACGUGGGAAACAGCAAGGUCUUCCAGCAUGUUGACGCGCACCUGUUGCAAGUGACGUUGACGAGCUUGAAGCACGUGGUGUCGCUUGACUUGUCUUGGAUCGUUGAGAAGACAAGAGGAGAUUAUCUCAUUCAUCUCAUUGCCAAGAAUCUCACCAUCCUCGAGGGCCUCGCGCUUGCUGGGCUGACUGUCUCGGAUGAAUCCCUGCUGCUGCUCUCGCGAGAAUGCAGCCGCAUCAACCGUCUCCAGCUUGUAAGCUGCGAAGGAGUUUCAAGCAAGGCCCUGUCAGAACUGAUGUCGAUGGAGAAACUUCUCAGCUUCAACCUGGUCCAGCCCAGCAGCUCGCUGGCUAACGUGUCUGUGCGGAGCAUAGCUGGACAGCAGGCGACUUUGACUCUUAUUAACGUGUGCCUGGAGGACUUGCGAUUCCCAAUAGUCGACCAAGUCCAAACCAGUAGGCUGACAAUCGUCGGGACCGUUGGGGAGAGAAACCAGGAGCUGCUCGCCGCGUUCCUCUCAAGAUUCCUCUCCCUCAAGGAGCUAUAUCUCGAGCUCCAAGGAAUCUCUGCUGACGACAUCGCUACCAUCCUGGCAACGCUUUCGCUCCCCAAUCUCUCGACUCUGGCCCUAGGAGAAAUGGGCGAGGAGGGGAUGACGGCCCUGGCACACCUGCAGCCGCUGGAGAGUUUGAAAUUCCGCAUGACCUCUCGCAACUGUGACAGGAGCGUCGUUGAGAGCAUGGCAAUCAU
Molecule: messenger RNA, 1466 nt
Organism: Guillardia theta CCMP2712
Lineage: Eukaryota; Cryptophyceae; Pyrenomonadales; Geminigeraceae
Exons: 3
Source: RefSeq, a predicted model, not a curated record